AUGGGUUGCUUGGUUUCGAAGCCCGCGGAGGUCGAUAAGGAGGCUAUUCAGCGCAAUCAACGCAUAGAACGGGGGAUCAAAAAUGACAAGAAGACGCUUGAUCGCACGAUCAAGAUUUUGCUAUUAGGAGCCGGAGAGUCUGGAAAGUCCACGAUCAUCAAGCAAAUGCGAAUCAUUCACAGUCGAGGUUUCCCCGAGGAAGAACGUCAUCAAACCCGAGCUAUUAUCUACUCAAAUAUCGUCAUUGCCUUCAAGGUCUUGUUGGAUAUUAUGAAUGCCGAGGGUAUUGACUUCGUCGAUGAACCAACUACCAGGCCACUUGCAGAUUUAUUAGACAAUACAGACCCAGAUGUAGGAUCUGAUGAAGCUUUCUCAGAUCUGAAGGUCCGCGAUGCUAUGAGAGCCAUGUGGCAAGAUGAGGGUGUUCAGAAGGCCGUUGCGCGGGGGCAUGAAUUUGCUCUCCACGACAACUUAUGCUAUUUCUUCGAUUCCUUGGACCGCAUAUUCGCACCGGGCUGGCUUCCCGAUAAUCAGGACAUGCUGCAAGCUCGACUUCGGACAACGGGAAUUACAGAAACUCUUUUCGAGCUUGGACAAAUGAACUUCCGUAUGAUGGACGUUGGGGGUCAACGAUCAGAGCGAAAAAAGUGGAUUCACUGUUUCGAGGGUGUUCAGUGUCUGUUAUUCAUGGUCGCUUUAUCAGGAUACGACCAAUGUCUGGUAGAAGACCAGAACGCUAAUCAAAUGCAUGAAGCUAUGAUGCUAUUUGAAUCUCUAGUGAACGGUGAAUGGUUCAAGCGCAAACCCAUCAUUCUCUUCCUCAACAAGAUCGACCUGUUUAAAGGAAAACUCGCCAUCUCUAAUAUCUCAAAACACUUCCCCGACUACGCCGGCUCCAACACAGACUACGACUCCGCAGCACAAUACUUUGCCGAGCGAUUCCGUGGCAUCAACCGCAUUCCAGACCGAGAGAUUUAUAUCCAUUACACCAACGCAACUGAUACAACAUUGCUAAAAGCAACCAUGGAUUCGGUACAGGACAUGAUCAUACAGAAGAAUCUGCAUACCUUAAUACUAUAA
Messenger RNA from Penicillium soppii, 1080 nucleotides. RefSeq names its product guanine nucleotide-binding protein subunit alpha. Gene Ontology annotation, molecular function: G-protein beta/gamma-subunit complex binding; G protein-coupled receptor binding; GTP binding. Lineage: Eukaryota; Fungi; Ascomycota; Eurotiomycetes; Eurotiales; Aspergillaceae. The transcript is spliced from 5 exons. The record is from RefSeq and is a predicted model, not a curated record. The coding region runs from base 1 to 1080 and encodes 359 amino acids. Gene Ontology annotation, cellular component: heterotrimeric G-protein complex. Gene Ontology annotation, biological process: G protein-coupled receptor signaling pathway.